Macrosiphum euphorbiae (potato aphid) is the source of this 708-nucleotide messenger RNA. Lineage: Eukaryota; Metazoa; Arthropoda; Insecta; Hemiptera; Aphididae. The record is from the annotation of a GenBank genome assembly.
AUGUUUGCAGAUGACCUUAAAAUCUUUAGUCGUGUUGACACAUUAAGUGACUGUGACUCUUUACAAAGUGACCUAAAUUCCAUGGUAUCCUGGUUCAAUUCUAUUGGACUACAGUUCAAUACAGAUAAAUGUCACAGUAUGUCAUUCUCUAGAAGUAGGUCUAUUAUCAAAUAUACAUAUAUCAUCAAUAAUUCAAUCGUUGAAUCGGUAUCUAUGAAAAAAGAUUUAGGUGUUAUACUCUGUCCUAAACUGAGCUUUCACUCUCAUAUCGAAGCAAUGUGCUGUAAAUCUCUAAAGACACUUGGUUUUGUGCUACGAUUAUCUAAAGAGUUUAAAUUGUCUGCUUCACUCAAGUCUAUUUACUGUUCCCUUGUUAGAUCCCUUCUUGAGUACGCCUCAGUACUAUGGGACCCCUGCACGGCAGUGGAUUCAUCUCUUAUAGAACGUGUCCAGAGAAGAUUUUUAAGCUCAUCAGCGUUUAUUCUGAAAAUUAACCAUCCACCUCACGACUACCAACCAGUCAUGCAAAAACUAGGUCUUGUCUCUUUAGCCGACAGAAGAGUUGAGGCUAACUUACUCUUUUUACACAAACUAAUUGAUGGAUCUAUUGAUGCUCCUUCCCUACUCGCACAAGUUGGUUUUAAAGUUCCUUCCCGUCAAACUAGGUCAUCCGCUCCCUUCGCUAUUACUCCACACACGACCAAUUAA